Ostreococcus lucimarinus CCE9901 is the source of this 975-nucleotide messenger RNA. RefSeq lists its product with no specific name. The record is from RefSeq and is a predicted model, not a curated record. The coding region runs from base 1 to 975 and encodes 324 amino acids. The transcript has a single exon. Lineage: Eukaryota; Viridiplantae; Chlorophyta; Mamiellophyceae; Mamiellales; Bathycoccaceae.
AUGCCGCGAUGUUGGUGGCCUAUCGGCCACUUGCGAGGAUGGCUCGGACCUUCGGGCUUCGGCUCCAAAUCGUCCUGGCGCGACGUCAUCGCGGACCUCGACCCUGGAUCUGCCAGCCGAAAUUGCGUUCUCAUAACCGGCGCCACGGCUGGCAUAGGCUUCGAGACGCUCAAAGCAUUUUGUAGCACGGGUGCGACGGUAGUGGUCGGUGCGCGUGACGAAGCGCGAGCAAAGGCGCUCGCGUGCGAGCUCAUGUCUAAGACGACGUCCAUCGUUCGCGUCCUUCGUCUCGACUUGUCGUGUUCAAAGUCGGUUCACGCCUUUGUUGACGCAUUUCUCGCGCUCAAUCUCAAGCUCACCGUCCUCGUGAACAACGCUGGUAUAAUGCCUUGUCCGUUUGACGCAGAUUCACACCGAGACCUCGCGUUUCACGUGAAGUUUCUCAACCACUUUGUUUUAACGCAGUUGCUCCUGGAAUCGUUUGAUCCGGCGGGCGCGCGCGUGGUGAACGUCACCAGCGAAGUCUAUCGCUUCUCUUAUCCGGAAGGUAUUCGGUUCGGCAAAAUAGACGACGACCGAGCGUACGACAGCGUGAAAUCCUACGCCCAAUCGAAACUCGCGCUGCUCUUGUGGACUCGGUACCAAGGCGAAGCGCUUCGCGAGCGCGGCGUGCAAUUUUUCGCCGUGCAUCCGGGCUCGGUCGCCACGCAAGGCAGCGCGCGCGCGCGAAAAUCCAGCGGUUGGCGCGGAGCCUUGCUCCACUGCGUCGGCGCACCGUUCGUCAAAUCCGUCGAGUGCGGCGCGGCGACGACGAUUUAUUGCGCGCUUCAUCCCGGCGCGUCGAUGUACAACAGAUUCGGCGAGUAUUAUUUCGCGUCGUGCAAUCCGAGAGGCGUGCGCGAGAUUUCGCGCGACGCAACGCUCGCUCGACGUCUCGUCGAGUACGCCGCGCGCGAGCUCGACGCGAGCGCGUGA